AUGCAUAUGCCCACCUUCGGUCAGGUUGCCACCAUUGGCAUGGCUCUUUUCGCCGCUGCAGCUAUCGCUGCCCCUGUUGCUCAGCCGCUUGAGGCUGACGUUGUCGAGCGCUCUGCCGAGAUUGUCGCUCGCGGUGAUGGUAUCUCCGCCUUCGCUGGUGCUGAGCUCGCUGCCCGCGGCGACCUUGAGCAGCGCAACAAGAAGAAGUGCAAGCGUACCAACAACAAGGGAUACUGCACCGACUCCGACGACGAUAAGAAGGAUAAGAAGAAGCAGCAGUGCAAGCGCAACAAGAAGGGCGACUGCUCUGAUUCGGAGGACGAUAAGAAGGUCAAGAAGCAGAAGCAGUGUAAGCGUAACAAGAAGGGCGACUGCUAUGACUCCGACAAUGACAAGAAGGACGAUAAGAAGGGCAACCAGAAGGAUGACAAGAAGGAUUACAAGAAGGACGACAAGAAGGACGACAAGAAGGACGACAAGAAGGACGACAAGAAGGACGACAAGAAGGACGACAAGAAGGACGACAAGAAGGACGACAAGAAGGACGACAAGAAGGACGACAAGAAGGACGACAAGAAGGACGACAAGAAGGACGACAAGAAGGACGACAAGAAGGACGACAAGAAGGACGACAAGAAGGACGACAAGAAGGACGACAAGAAGGACGACAAGAAGGACGACAAGAAGGACGACAAGAAGGACGACAAGAAGGACGACAAGAAGGACGACAAGAAGGACGACAAGAAGGGCCACUACUAA
Molecule: messenger RNA, 759 nt
Organism: Colletotrichum aenigma
Lineage: Eukaryota; Fungi; Ascomycota; Sordariomycetes; Glomerellales; Glomerellaceae
Gene: stu1
Product: Protein stu1
Exons: 4
Coding region: 1-759 (252 amino acids)
Source: RefSeq, a predicted model, not a curated record